AUGCGUGGCGAUACCUCCGGCCAGUUCGAUCGUCUCCUGUCAAGCCCAGUCACUCCAUCCAAGGUCCACCGUCCCUUCUGUCUGGUUCUGGCAGUCAAGAUGGCAGUCGCAAGACCCAUUCGCAUGCUGGGUGCAGCAUGCAUCAUCAUAGUCCUCUUCCUCAUCUUCGAGAUGAACAAGGGACCUUCCGCCAUCAUGAUCAAUAAGGGGUCUCAGCCUUAUGAGGGCAUAAAAGCAGAUCCUCUCUUGGAACCAACCGGGGAACCCGAGGGCAAGUUAUGGCGAGCUGAAGACAACGAUUACGCUCCCGAUAGUCCUAAUUCUGCCCGAACCAACGCGGCGCUCAUCUCCCUUGUCCGAAAUGAAGAGCUAGACGACCUCAUACCGACUAUACGUGAUCUAGAGCGAACAUGGAACAGCAAGUUCAACUAUCCCUGGAUUUUCUUCAAUGACAAGCCCUUUACCCAAGAAUUCAAGAGACGGACGCAAGCGGAGACCAAAGCCAAGUGCCAUUAUGAGCAAGUUCCUAAAGAGCAUUGGGAUAUGCCCAAGUGGAUUAACAAAGACCUAUUUAAAGAGUCGGCGGAAAUUCUGAAGGAGAAGGGCAUCCAAUACAGUGACAAGGUAUCCUAUCAUAACAUGUGUCGGUGGAACAGUGGAAUGUUCUAUAGGCACCCGAUUCUCGAGAAGUAUCGCUACUACUGGCGUGUCGAGCCCAAGGUCCAGUUUUUCUGCAACAUUGACUAUGACGUAUUCCGGUUCGUUGAGGACCGCAAUAUCACAUAUGGUUUCACCAUCAACCUCUUCGACGCUCCCGAGAGUAUCCCUACACUGUGGCCAAAGACGAAGGAGUUCCUUGCUGCGAAUCCGACCUAUCUCUCAGAUAACAACAUGAUGGAUUGGCUUGUAGAUGACAAACUGCGGCCCGAGCAUACGAAGGCCGCCAAUGGAUAUUCUACCUGCCAUUUUUGGUCCAAUUUCGAAAUCGGAGACAUGGAGUUCUUCAGAGGCGAAAAGUAUUCUGCUUACUUCGAUUAUUUGGACCAUGACGGUGGCUUCUACUACGAAAGAUGGGGCGAUGCUCCUGUGCACUCGAUUGCGCUUGGCCUAUUCGCUGACAAAUCUAAGGUCCACUGGUUCCGCGAUAUUGGAUACCGUCAUGUUCCCUAUUUCAACUGCCCCAAUUCGCCCAAGUGCUCCGGCUGUACCCCUGGUCAAUUCUACGCUGGUGAGCCCUGGCUGGCCAAGGAGGAUUGUCGGCCCAAUUACUUCAAAUAUGUCGGAACGCAUUAA
This is a messenger RNA of Aspergillus tanneri, 1293 nucleotides long. RefSeq names its product glycosyltransferase family 15 protein. The coding region runs from base 1 to 1293 and encodes 430 amino acids. The record is from RefSeq and is a predicted model, not a curated record. NCBI's taxonomy places the organism in Eukaryota, Fungi, Ascomycota, Eurotiomycetes, Eurotiales, Aspergillaceae. Gene Ontology annotation, biological process: cell wall mannoprotein biosynthetic process; protein O-linked glycosylation; protein N-linked glycosylation. Gene Ontology annotation, molecular function: alpha-1,2-mannosyltransferase activity. Gene Ontology annotation, cellular component: Golgi apparatus; membrane. The transcript has 4 exons.